AGUCUUGUGCGCAUGCGCAAUUGGCUAAUAGACUGUAAUCGAAGAUAGACGUUUUAUCUUCCUAUUUAUUUCCUCUGAUUUUAAUACUUUUAAAAAGAGGUGUUUAGUGAAAUUUCAAACUGGAGCGCCUACCAGAAUACUUUCGGGACACGAUGGAUUGGUUUAUGGGGUGAGUAGGGUGUUUAGUUGAUAUCGCCAAAUUAUACAAGUCUCUUGUUUACAUUUCAACGCUCAUGUAACAGAUGAAAUUCAGGGCAGAAUGAGAGCAUGAAAUGAUAAUAUACAGUAAAUAGUAUAGUUUGUUAUCAUUUUCGUAUUUGCUUUUCGAGCUGUUAUCAAGUCCUUAAACAAUAAUCUAUUUUGGAAUGGCAUCUGAUAUAAAAAGGGCCGAACUAGCUUCCAGUCAGUUAGAAAGCCUGUUUGUCACAUGUGCACAUCUAGGCCAAUCGACAAAGCAGCGUUGCUCUUACAUAUACGCACAAGUGGUGCGCAAGUGCAUCGUAGUAGAAAUAACAAAGGAAAACUUUCUUCUUUUUGUUUUAUUCAAAUGUUCUCUUGGUAUAAUCGAUUACGGUCGAGGAUAUCUUCGUCGUUUGAGUUAGAAAGGUUAGUAAGUUAAGAACUUUUAGAGAAGCACGUGUUAGAGUUGAAACUUUUGUAUAAGAAUAUUUUUUUUACCGAGACUUCUAAAAUAUUAUUAAAAACACCUAAAAGUUGUUCGGCUAAGGGUAAUGAUUACGUACCGGAGUAAUCAUAAUGAAAUCCUAUAAUUAUCGAUUUAACGAGGCCUCGAUCGUCGCCUUGAGCACCGACGCGUUAUACGUCAGCCACCAAUCAGUCAGAUUAGAAAUUAGAUUGAACAUGGCAGAUUUGCGAGAGGCUUUACUAUUCACAGCGAAAAUAGCUGAAGGAGCUGAGCGGUUUGAUGAUAUGUUGACUUUUAUGGAGUCAAUUGUAGACUUGGGUAAUGAUUUAACAGAUGAAGAGCGAGGUUUACUUUCCUUGGCCUGUAGUGAGAAAACAAUGUCUCCUAUACGUUCGUGGAGAAUUAUUAAAGCUAUACUUUCAUUUGAAUCUGAAGAGUCGCAUGCUACUCUUGCUAACAACUAUCUCAAUGAACUGGCGGACGAGAUUCGCAAUUUAACAUCACAGACUAUUUCAAUGAUCUGUAAUAAGUUAUUACCCAAUGCCACGACAGCUGAGAAUAAGGCUUUCUACUAUAAGAUGGCGGCAGAUUAUAACCGCUAUAGGGCGGAGAUAGAGAAACCUAAUAGCCAAGAGAGAAAGGAAGUGGGGGAAAAAUGCUUAGCAGGUUAUGCAAUGGCUUCGGAAGCCGCUAAGAACCUACCGGCAUACGAUCCGGUGCGAUUGGGAAUAAAUUUAAAUUUAUCGGUUUUGUAUUCUGAUAUUCUUGACGAUGAAAAAAGAGCGUGUGAAAUAGGCAGAGAAGCGCUUCGGAGCUCUUCAGCCGAAUUAGAAAACGCCAAUGAGGUCCAUUACUCUUUGGCUUUACCAAUAAUGAGUAUACUCCGGGAAAAUCUUGUGAAAUGGGAAUAG
Messenger RNA from Dimorphilus gyrociliatus, 1557 nucleotides. The record is from the annotation of a GenBank genome assembly. NCBI's taxonomy places the organism in Eukaryota, Metazoa, Annelida, Polychaeta, Dinophilidae.